CUCACUAAGAGAGCAGUAGAUUGUUUGCUGCCUGUUCGUGAUUUCGAGUAAAUGUUAAAUUGUUUUGAAGCGAAAUGUGUUUCUUUUAGUGCGUAGGACGACUAUGUGCAGUUAAAGUGCGCAUUUGGUUUAGUUAUUCUUUAUUCGUUUAUUUGUUUAGUUUAAAACCCGUACUUCGGUUGACAAAUCCAGUCAGCUGGUUGGUUAGCUCGGUUGCUAACAGUGCUUGGAUAUUUAACUCUCGCACAGCACAGCAGGAUGACGAGUUUGUGUUGAAUAAUAAACUGAUAGAAGCUGUUAACACACUGUCGUGUUUGCAAAGAUGAACAUAUCUGUCUAAAUCUACUGCGACCAAGUAGCCUUUCAUAGUUAAUUAUCCAGAAGCAGGGAUAUAUUCUCUCGUUAGCCACAUCAUUCAGCAACAUGGAUUUUCACAACGUGCUGUCCAUCGCCUCUGAAAAGCAGGGCCUCAGUUCUUUAACGAAGAGGUACAGCUUGCAACCUGGCCCUCCAAAGAGAGACCCAAAAGUAAAAGGAGUCAAUUCGUCUGCAGUGCAGGCUUUCCUUAAAAAAAAAGAAACAGAAGAAAAACGAAAAGAGCUGGUGAAAAAGCGCCAAAAGGAUGAGCUUCUGGCUAAGAGGGUUGAACUAAAAUCUGACCGAAAGGCACGUGCAAUGGCAUCUAGGACCAAAGACAACUUUAGGGGCUACAAUGGAAUACCUGUUGUAGAGCAGCCCAAGAAAAGACAGCGUAAAAGUGAAAAGGGUGAAGAGGAUAAUAAUGAUUCAUAUUAUAAUGAAGACAAUUAUGAAUAUGCAGCAACAGACUCUGAACAGGAAUCUGAACCGGAAUCUGAACCGGAAUCAAUUCCGGAAUCAAUUCCAGCAUCAAUUCCAGCGAGACCUCAGGAACGCAGUUUUGCACCAACCAAAAUGAGUAGUGUCCAGAAGAAACCCAGUGCUCCUCCGAAGGCUGCUCCAUCACAUAUGAAUUUUGCAGACCUUAUAAAACUUGCUGAGAAAAAACAGUUUGAACCGGUUGAGUUAAAACCGAUAAAGAAAACUGAAGAGAAGCUUCGCACUGCUGAGGAAAUUAAAGAGUUUGAACUUGAGCACAAAAUUAGAAAAAAGGAUAAUGGAAGAGACAGUAAAACAGAUAAGAGUUCAGGGAAAAAAGAUAGCAAACAUGGUACAAAUUUUCACAAGAAAAAUGGGACCGAUCGGGAAAUCAGGGAAGGCAAAUCACCUAAGUCCUCAAAUGAGAGACUAACCAGUGGUAUUAGUAAAACGUCAAAGCCAUCCUCACAGAGUGACCAAUCUGCUAAGUUAUCUCAUGGAGACAGAUCUAAACCAAGUUCUAACUCCAAAAGUGCCUUAAGUGGUAAAGCUGCCAUUAAAGGAAGUCCAGCCUCAGUUAAGCAGGCAUUGCCCAGACCCCAGUCUGCUGGAAAGCCCACAAACUUAAGUGACCUUAGUUCAAGGAAGGUGCAUCCUGGAUUACCUCAAGCGAAAAUGAAUAGUUCUGGGAGCCAGCGUGAACCUGCUUUUAACUCUUCAAAAUCGUCAGGACAUGGGCAAAGCAUUAAAGGAUCUGGGCAGGUGAGACCUAGUCAGAAUAACUUGAGCAAGGGAGGACCUACACAAAAGCUUGGCAAAGGAGAAGUGCCACGAUCUAGUGGGACCCCCCCUUCUCGACCAAGUAGCAAUGGACAAAUGCGCUCUGUGCCUAGUGGCUCCUCAAAACAAGCAGGAACACCACAGCCUAGACCAGGAGGCAGCUCUCAGGGUCGUCCUGUUCCCGGAGGGGCACAAUUCUCUACAGAUAGACCUAGCAAGCCUAACAGGCCAUUAAACGGCAUGGGCCCAGGUCCUGGGAGACCACAGUGUACCGUUGUUUCAGAGACCAUUUCGUCUAAAAACUUUUCAGCAAAACCAGGAAUGCCUCCAAGACCUUCAGCACCCCAAGCCCCCAAAACAAUAAUCGGACCAACAGGCCACAGAAUUUUUGCUAGACCAACCGUACCAGGGCUACCACCAAUUACUUCCAGCUACAAGCGUAGAUAUAAAGAAGAGGAGGAGUAUGAUUCAGAAAUGGAUGACUUCAUUGACAAUGAAGGAGAGGACCAGGAUGAAGUAUCAAAACACAUUAGAGAAAUCUUUGGCUAUGAUCGGAACAAAUACAAAGAUGAAAGUGACUAUGCACUGAAGUUCAUGGAGAGCAGCUGGAGAGAUCAGCAAAAAGAGGAGGCAAGAAGCUUACGCUUGGGUAUUAAAGAAGACGAGGAAGAGUUGCAUAAAGAGGAGGAGGAGAUGAGACGGAAGGAACAGUUUAAAAAAGCAAAAUGCAAAAGAACUUGAUUUUUAAGGUUAAUUGCAAACGACAGGCCUGAAAUAUCCAUACAUUAUGUAUUUAAAGUUACCAAAUUAGGGAAGCAGUUUUGCACUAUCAUGAGCCCAUUUGUACUUGGUGAGCUUUAGAGAAAGUAAUAUAUAAUGAGUUACUAACAGCGUUUUUAUAUCAGUAUAGAUUAUGUAUUGCAGUUAUGUGGUUACACAAGCAACAACUGCUUUAAUUUGUCCAGGGUUUCAAGUCUUAUUUUAUUCAUUGUGUUAUUUAAUACUGGAACAGACAAACUGCAA
Trichomycterus rosablanca is the source of this 2640-nucleotide messenger RNA. It is a transcript of the gene spty2d1, whose product is annotated as SPT2 chromatin protein domain containing 1. Lineage: Eukaryota; Metazoa; Chordata; Actinopteri; Siluriformes; Trichomycteridae. Gene Ontology annotation, cellular component: nucleolus. The record is from RefSeq and is a predicted model, not a curated record. The transcript has 6 exons. Bases 424 to 2358 code for a protein of 644 amino acids. Gene Ontology annotation, biological process: transcription by RNA polymerase I; nucleosome assembly. Gene Ontology annotation, molecular function: DNA binding; histone binding.